Saimiri boliviensis boliviensis (Bolivian squirrel monkey) is the source of this 5151-nucleotide messenger RNA. It is a transcript of the gene AQR, whose product is annotated as aquarius intron-binding spliceosomal factor. Gene Ontology annotation, biological process: mRNA splicing, via spliceosome. Gene Ontology annotation, cellular component: catalytic step 2 spliceosome. The record is from RefSeq and is a predicted model, not a curated record. Gene Ontology annotation, molecular function: helicase activity; mRNA binding. NCBI's taxonomy places the organism in Eukaryota, Metazoa, Chordata, Mammalia, Primates, Cebidae.
AACGACUCCAUGAACUUCCGGCUACAAGCCAUUCCGCUUCCCGGGGAACGCUUGGGCUGUUGUACGGGUUCCGUAGAGGACUCUGAAGACAGAGGAUAUCCGGUCCGGAGCGUCCGUGCAGCGCGGAGUUAGGCGCCCCGGCAGUUGCUUAGGGGAGGUGGACCAGGCUUGCUGCUACUUGGGGCGGUCCUUUCGUUUCCCCUGGAGUGGAGAGGAGAGUGCUGCCAUGGCAGCCACUGCGCAGCCCAAGAAGAUCGUGGCCCCUACGGUGUCCCAGAUAAACGCGGAGUUCGUGACCCAGUUAGCGUGUAAAUACUGGGCUCCUCACAUCAAGAAGAAAUCACCUUUUGAUAUAAAGGUUAUUGAAGAGAUAUAUGAAAAAGAGAUUGUCAAAUCAAGGUUUGCUAUUAGAAAGAUAAUGCUGUUGGAAUUUAGCCAGUAUCUUGAAAAUUAUCUCUGGAUGAAUUAUUCUCCUGAGGUAUCCAGCAAGGCUUAUUUAAUGUCAAUCUGCUGUAUGGUGAAUGAGAAGUUCAGAGAAAACGUGCCUGCAUGGGAGAUUUUUAAGAAGAAACCGGACCAUUUCCCAUUCUUUUUCAAACACAUCUUGAAGGCGGCAUUAGCUGAAACUGAUGGUGAAUUUUCACUUCAUGAACAGACAGUCCUACUACUUUUUCUUGAUCACUGCUUCAAUAGUUUGGAAGUAGACUUGAUACGGAGUCAAGUACAGCAGCUUAUCUCCCUGCCAAUGUGGAUGGGCUUGCAGGCUGCACGAUUGGAAUUAGAAUUAAAAAAGACACCUAAGCUAAGAAAAUUUUGGAACUUGAUUAAAAAGAAUGAUGAAAAGAUGGAUCCAGAAGCAAGAGAACAGGCCUAUCAGGAGAGGAGAUUUCUUUCACAACUCAUCCAGAAGUUUAUUUCUGUGCUGAAAUCAGUCCCACUUUCUGAACCUGUCACUAUGGACAAAGUUCAUUACUGUGAAAGAUUCAUUGAACUUAUGAUUGAUCUAGAGGCCCUACUGCCCACAAGGCGCUGGUUUAAUACUAUCCUGGAUGACUCUCACCUUUUGGUUCACUGUUACCUUUCCAAUCUUGUUCGUAGAGAAGAGGAUGGCCAUCUUUUUUCCCAGCUUUUGGACAUGCUUAAAUUCUAUACUGGUUUUGAAAUUAAUGACCAAACUGGAAAUGCUCUGACGGAGAAUGAGAUGACCACAAUUCACUACGAUAGAAUCACUUCUCUACAGAGAGCUGCUUUUGCACAUUUCCCUGAACUCUAUGAUUUUGCCCUCUCAAAUGUGGCAGAAGUAGAUACUCGGGAAUCCUUAGUCAAGUUUUUUGGACCUCUUAGUUCAAACACACUCCACCAGGUGGCAUCAUACCUCUGCUUGUUGCCAACUCUUCCUAAAAAUGAAGACACAACUUUUGAUAAGGAAUUUCUUCUAGAAUUGCUGGUAUCUCGUCAUGAACGUCGAAUUUCUCAGAUUCAGCAGCUGAACCAGAUGCCUUUGUAUCCAACUGAGAAAAUUAUAUGGGAUGAAAAUAUUGUCCCAACUGAGUACUAUUCUGGAGAAGGUUGUCUAGCUCUUCCCAAAUUGAAUUUGCAGUUUUUGACUCUUCAUGACUACCUGCUAAGGAACUUUAACCUCUUCCGCUUAGAGUCAACUUAUGAAAUUCGGCAGGACAUCGAAGAUAGUGUCAGCAGAAUGAAGCCAUGGCAGUCUGAAUAUGGCGGUGUGGUAUUUGGUGGUUGGGCAAGAAUGGCCCAGCCCAUCGUGGCUUUUACUGUAGUUGAAGUUGCCAAACCCAACAUAGGUGAAAACUGGCCAACCCGAGUUCGUGCAGAUGUUACCAUAAAUCUGAAUGUCAGAGAUCACAUCAAAGAUGAAUGGGAAGGUCUUCGUAAGCAUGAUGUAUGCUUUUUAAUUACCGUACGUCCCACAAAACCUUAUGGCACUAAGUUUGACCGAAGGAGACCUUUUAUUGAGCAGGUUGGCCUGGUUUAUGUCAGAGGCUGUGAAAUUCAGGGCAUGCUGGAUGAUAAAGGACGUGUCAUUGAAGAUGGACCUGAACCCAGACCCAAUCUUAGAGGAGAGUCAAGGACAUUUAGAGUGUUUUUGGAUCCAAACCAGUAUCAACAAGAUAUGACCAAUACUAUACAAAAUGGAGCAGAGGAUGUGUAUGAAACUUUUAAUAUAAUAAUGAGAAGAAAACCAAAGGAAAAUAACUUUAAGGCUGUGCUGGAAACUAUUCGGAACCUGAUGAAUACUGAUUGUGUGGUACCUGACUGGCUGCAUGAUAUCAUUUUAGGUUAUGGGGACCCAAGUAGCGCACAUUACUCAAAAAUGCCCAAUCAGAUUGCCACCCUUGAUUUCAAUGAUACAUUUCUCUCCAUUGAGCAUUUAAAAGCCAGCUUCCCUGGUCAUAAUGUUAAAGUAACUGUGGAAGACCCUGCUCUACAAAUACCCCCUUUCAGGAUAACUUUUCCAGUAAGAAGUGGAAAAGGGAAGAAAAGGAAAGAUGCAGAUGUGGAAGAUGAAGACACUGAGGAGGCAAAAACCUUAAUUGUUGAGCCCCAUGUUAUUCCUAAUAGGGGUCCUUAUCCUUACAAUCAACCCAAACGUAAUACAAUUCAGUUCACUCAUACACAGAUAGAAGCCAUCCGUGCUGGAAUGCAGCCUGGACUGACUAUGGUUGUGGGCCCACCUGGUACAGGAAAAACAGAUGUGGCCGUUCAGAUCAUAUCCAACAUCUACCACAAUUUCCCAGAACAGAGAACUCUAAUUGUUACUCAUUCCAAUCAGGCCCUAAACCAGUUGUUUGAGAAAAUCAUGGCAUUAGACAUUGAUGAGCGCCACCUACUGCGUCUUGGUCAUGGAGAAGAAGAGCUGGAGACGGAGAAAGAUUUCAGCAGGUAUGGAAGAGUUAAUUAUGUCCUGGCUCGAAGAAUAGAACUUUUAGAAGAAGUCAAACGAUUGCAAAAGAGUCUAGGGGUUCCAGGAGAUGCCUCAUAUACCUGUGAAACUGCAGGCUAUUUCUUCUUAUACCAGGUAAUGUCUCGUUGGGAAGAGUAUAUUAGCAAAGUGAAAAAUAAAGGUAGUGCCUUGCCAGAUGUUACGGAAGUCUCCACUUUCUUCCCUUUCCAUGAAUACUUUGCAAAUGCUCCUCAACCCAUUUUUAAAGGAAGAUCUUAUGAAGAAGACAUGGAAAUUGCUGAAGGAUGUUUUAGGCAUAUUAAGAAAAUCUUUACUCAGCUUGAGGAAUUCAGAGCCUCUGAAUUGCUUCGAAGUGGACUGGAUAGAUCUAAAUACCUUUUAGUGAAAGAAGCCAAAAUUAUUGCUAUGACCUGUACUCAUGCUGCCUUAAAACGACAUGACUUGGUCAAGUUAGGUUUCAAGUAUGACAACAUUUUAAUGGAAGAAGCUGCUCAGAUUCUGGAGAUAGAAACUUUUAUCCCUCUUCUUCUACAGAAUCCUCAGGAUGGAUUUAGCCGACUGAAACGAUGGAUUAUGAUUGGUGAUCAUCACCAGUUACCUCCAGUUAUUAAGAACAUGGCCUUUCAAAAGUACUCAAACAUGGAGCAGUCUCUCUUCACUCGCUUUGUCCGCGUUGGAGUUCCGACUGUGGACCUCGAUGCUCAAGGGAGAGCCAGAGCAAGCUUGUGCAACCUCUACAACUGGCGAUACAAGAAUCUGGGGAACUUACCCCAUGUGCAGCUCUUGCCAGAGUUUAGUACAGCAAAUGCUGGCUUACUGUAUGACUUCCAGCUCAUUAAUGUUGAAGAUUUUCAAGGAGUGGGAGAAUCUGAACCUAAUCCUUACUUCUAUCAGAAUCUUGGAGAGGCAGAAUAUGUAGUAGCACUUUUUAUGUAUAUGUGUUUACUUGGUUACCCUGCUGACAGAAUCAGUAUUCUAACAACAUACAAUGGCCAAAAGCAUCUUAUUCGAGACAUUAUCAAUAGACGAUGUGGAAACAAUCCAUUGAUUGGAAGACCAAACAAGGUGACAACUGUUGAUAGAUUUCAAGGUCAACAGAAUGAUUAUAUUCUUCUUUCUCUGGUGCGAACCAGGGCAGUGGGUCAUCUGAGGGAUGUCCGUCGCUUGGUAGUGGCCAUGUCUAGAGCCAGACUUGGACUUUAUAUCUUUGCCAGAGUAUCCCUCUUCCAAAACUGUUUUGAACUGACUCCAGCUUUCAGUCAGCUCACAGCUCGCCCCCUUCAUUUGCAUAUAAUUCCAACAGAACCUUUCCCAACCACUAGAAAGAAUGGAGAGAGACCAUCUCAUGAAGUACAAAUAAUAAAAAAUAUGCCCCAGAUGGCAAACUUUGUAUACAACAUGUACAUGCAUUUGAUACAGACUACACAUCAUUAUCAUCAGACUUUAUUGCAACUACCACCUGCUAUGGUAGAAGAAGGUGAGGAAGUUCAAAAUCAGGAAACAGAAUUGGAAACAGAAGAAGAGGCCAUGACUAUUCAAGCUGACAUCAUACCCAGUCCGACAGACACCAGCUGCAGUCACGAAACUCUAGCCUUUCAAACUGAUACCACUUCUAAUCAGACUGAGACCACCCCCAGUGAGACAGGAGCCAGUUCCAAUCCAGAAGCCAUCUCUGCUUUAUCUGAGACUACCACUACUGUGGCAGGAGCUGUACCUGCACCGGCAGAGGCUAACAUGCCUCAGGAUGCCACAUCUGCUUCGGCAGAGACCAAGUAGCCAAACUAGCCCUUCUAAAGAAGGACAUGUUAUUCAAAAAGUCUGAGUAAAGUUAUUUUUUGUAUUUUACAUUUGCUUCUGCCAUUUUACUGUCACUAAUUAAUGUUCGGUUCUUAUAUUUGUUAACUGAUUUUGGUGUAUUGAAUACAUUUUUUAAAAUUAUAUGUGUACUAACAAUUCUACUUUCAUUUGUUCAGUCAGAAGAGCAAAUAACCAUUCCUUUGAUGAUUUGAUCACUAAGUGAAUAUAUUUGUAAUCAUAUCUACAUUAAAAUAAUUUUCUAUAGAAUAUAUAAUAUACACUUCACACUUUUAGUGAAAUUCUCUAAAGAAGAGGACAGAAUACACUGAACUUAACCAUGAAUACCCUUAAGUGUCCAAAUUGGGAAGGAACUUGUUUCUUCUGUUAUAUUAUCAAAUGCUUAAAUUCUGUUUUCUUUUUUCUUA